GUCAAUAAAGUGUCUCGUCUGCCAGAUAAAAUUUUCUCGGUGCGGAAAAGUUUGGUUUUCAGUUUUAUUCGAAAUAUACCGUGCCUAAAUGCAAAAGCCGUAUAAAAAAGAGUUUAAUUUUAGCCAAAUGGGACGUUUUUUUCUGCAUUUGAAAUUGGCUUAUAAAGAUUAUUGUUCACGGCUUCUCAACAUACCAAAAGACAUUAAUCUAUGCUUCCUGUGUUGUUAACUUAACCUGCCAGUGAAAAGAUAUUUUCACUAAUAUGGAUUAUUGUGCGUCAUUUGUGAUAAACUUUUAAAGGAAAAUUAUGUAAUUUUAUUUUGCUAGAACGUAGCAGCUGCCUCGUUUUCAAAAAACUCUUCAGUGGUAUCAACGACAGCUUCCUUAUGUCUUGAAAAUGCUUGCUGUUAUGGAAGCUACACAGAACAGUGGACCAAGCGGGACAGGCGGACCCUCGUCUGGGGGUUCAGCGCCUCCAACAACUCCAGAAAAUGGAGGCAAUGUGCAGGAAUUCUUGUCCUCGGGCCGGACUGGCCGCCGGAAUGCCCUGCCUGAUAUAUUAGGUCAACAUGCUAUAGUGACAAGUUCGGACUUGCCUUCGAGGCUACAAGCAUUGACAACAUCUGAUUCAGGUGUUUCUUCAACUACAGAAGAUCCUCAACCUGGUCCUAGUUCAGGAAAGAGCUGAGCAGUCUAUUUCAAAAAUUAGUUUCAGUCUCAUUGAUUCGAAACUUCUCUCAUGGUAGUACAAAAGAAACCAGUUUUAAUGACAGUUUGUCUAUUUUCAUGUUCUCUCCAUCUGUGUCAACGGACGACUAAAAGAGAUCGAUUUGGUGUCAUAGCUUUAGUUUGACAUUUUUAAUUGAAGAAUGCGAUCUGAUGAUUAAAAAAUGAUCGAUAGGACAAAAUAUUUUGUCGUGAAGAGUGUUUUAUAAAGAAUAUAUACUUGCAUGUUAUCUACUUUUGCAUUCAUUUUUAUUUAUUGGAAGGUUAAGAUAAUAAAAUCCAUUAGAUUUUUUUGAUAAGAAACAAUAUCAAAGCCUCUAACUUUUUUUUUUACUCAUGUUACAUUUAAAAGAGCAUUAAAACACAGAAAUUAACAUUUUUGCCAAUGAUCAAAUGAAAUAAAAAUUUAACCAACAGUUAUUGAUCGGAACAAAAAAUAAAAAAAAAUCAAAAAAUUAAUAAAAGAAGAUUAGCGUUUAAAGCUUUUCCCUUGGCCAAUGUUUCAUUUAUCGCCAUUUUUUUUACUUUUUUUACAUAAUAGUAUUUUUUCUUGCCGAGUUUUGAUCAGUAUUGUGAAGCUUGUCUAUUGCCAUUAGUGUUAGGAACAAAUUUACAUCUGCAUUGUUCUGAAAUUACAGCCAGUGGCGUUUGAACCAGAAAGUGCCACAUUAAAUAUACCCCAUUCUUUGCCUUUUCCUUUUGUCCAAAAAGAUCGGUAACAAUCUCACUGUAACAUAAUAUACUGACUUUAUCAUCUAUUUAGUAUGUAAAAGUAAUUACAUAUUCCAUUAGUUCCUUAGAAUAGCAAAAAUAUUCUAAUUUUUAUUACUUUCUGUAAUACCAAUACCUCGUAGCCACCAUUUUAGAGGUUUGCGAAUUCCCACCAAACAUUUUGGGAUACCAACAAACAAUUAUGUUCAAAAAAGGCAAAUAUAAGUAUAAGUAUAUGCUCAAAAACGAUCAUACUCUUUGGUGCAAUUUAUCACAAUUUCAAAAGGUUAUAUCAUUUCCUUACCCUUAUUUCCUGUAUGUCAGGUAAUUAUUAUUUCCCCUUGUUAAUUGUUGAAGUGAGGUGGCUUUUACUUGAUGAAAAUCCAUUUCUCAAAAUAAAUAAGAACUAAAAGUUCAGAUUUUCACGAAAUUAUAUAUUUUGACAUGACGUGAAAAUCUGAACUUUUAGUUCUUAUUUAUUUUUACACUAAUUGUUUGUUCUUUGAAUUAACUCUGUUAGUCUACCUAUGUAUUGUAGAUGAGUGGUGGCUAUGGUAACUAAUCUGUAAAACAAUCUUGCGACCAACAAUAAUAAUCCCACCUUGAUUUGAUGUGAAUGAAAUUAUAGAGUGGCUCACAAGAUCAUAAAAGACUGUUUUUAUUUUAUUUUUUUUUUUUGUGAUAUAAAAAAUCAAAAUGUAUACUGUGUUCUGGGUAAAGAAGUUUUUUUAUAGACUACAGAAAAUAAAUUGGAGUUUUGUCAAAUUCUAACUGCUGAAUCUGUUGUUUUUUAAGUAAUUUGUAUUGUAUGUCUCAGGAUAAGCAAAGUAGAACCAAAUUGUAUGUACAAAUGUAAUUCUUCAGCAUUACUGUGUUUUGAAAUACAGCAAAUGUCAAUUAAAACGCUUGAGAUUUUGCUGUAUAUUUUAAUAGAUGAGGUAAAAUAUAAUCACUUUACACUAAUAUUAGUUGGUAUUAGGUCACUCAAUAUGGAGCAAGGAAAGUAUAUUUUUGAUGAUGUAGAUGUAAUUAAGAGCUUUAACCGUGUGUUGUAGCUAUUUUGAUCUAAAACAGUUGCACUUGAUCUUUGUACGUAAUAUGUAACUGUAGUGAAUCUGAUAUGAAUUAAUACAUAGUGGUGCAAAAAGUAUUUUUUGAAACAUUCUAGGCCUAGAUUUAGCAACACCAUUUUUUGUGAUAUUAAUUAUUUAUUUAUUGUAUUUAAAUUUAUUUUUUAAGAUUUUGUGACAUUGUGAUAUGAAUUUUUUAACUUUUAGCUUUAACCAAUUAUGCCUAGAGGUGGGGCCUAAUUUUUGGUUAAUUGUUAACUUUAAAUAAGAUUAUAUUGGGGCACUUAUAAAUUACACAUUUUUAUAAUUAUGGGCCCACACAACUGCGCAACAAAAACUCGGGACAUCAACUUAUUUGUGUCCUAUUUUUUUUUCGAAAUAUUCCAGCUCAAAUAUUCAGAAAGUUAUUAAAAGUAAAAAUGCUUGUCAACAAAUAAGUAUAUUUGUAUAGAAAUAAAAUAUUAACUUUA
Cylas formicarius (sweet potato weevil) is the source of this 2978-nucleotide messenger RNA. RefSeq names its product cAMP-dependent protein kinase inhibitor beta-like. The transcript has 3 exons. Gene Ontology annotation, biological process: negative regulation of cAMP-dependent protein kinase activity. Lineage: Eukaryota; Metazoa; Arthropoda; Insecta; Coleoptera; Brentidae. Bases 399 to 689 code for a protein of 96 amino acids. The record is from RefSeq and is a predicted model, not a curated record. Gene Ontology annotation, molecular function: cAMP-dependent protein kinase inhibitor activity. Gene Ontology annotation, cellular component: cytoplasm; nucleus.